Molecule: messenger RNA, 402 nt
Organism: Closterium sp. NIES-65
Lineage: Eukaryota; Viridiplantae; Streptophyta; Zygnematophyceae; Desmidiales; Closteriaceae
Source: the annotation of a GenBank genome assembly
AUGAGGACUUCCGUUCUCCUCAGCGCGCUUGUUCUGCUCGCCGCUGUGUUCGUCGAUGCUAAUGCCGUCCCUGAAGAUGUAUCAACGAUCAUAGAGGAAGUCGAGCGCGUCCUGAAGGAGGAAACCCCUGGACCGUCGUGCAUGGAGGAGUUCAAGAAAAGCCGCAAGGAGUGCGUGAGGGAUCACAUGUGCGCAACGGACGAGUGCAAGGAGAAGACCGACCGCUGCAUCGCCAAGGCGUACAAGCGCUUCAAGAUCUGCAAGUUCCCCCCGAAGAAGCCGGCGCCCCAGCCGCCGAGUUGCAAGAAGCUGUGCAAGAUGCUUUACAACAACUGCAAGAAGGAGAACAAGGGCAGCUGCGGGAUGAAGUACAACAACUGCAUUAUGAACAACUGCUCUUAG